AUGCUUGAAGAAGCGGUGAUCAUUGAAAUUUCACAAGAUAGUCCUGUAAACAUAGAUUUCCAUGUUAAAGAAGAGGAAAGCAACGUUUUACAGUCUAUGGUAGAAAGCCUGACAGCAGAGAGAGAGGAAAUGAGAUCACCAGAGCUGUCUUCAGUAGACAUGGGUUUUAAAGACAAUGAGAUUCGUACCCUCCAUGUGGAAUUUAUCAGUACUGGGGGUGUAGAAAAUGGAAAGUUUUCACAGCCUUGUACCUCUUCAGAAUUUUCCACAGUUUAUUGUGAUCCACACACUUCACUGAUCAAUUCUACAGUUGAGAGCAGAGUGGCAGAAGUUCCUGGGAAUCAAGAUCAAGGCUUAUUUUGUGAGAACACUGAAGGAAAUCAUGCUCCAGUGAAUGAGAUUCAGGAUCUAGAGGACGCUUUUUCCCUGAGGCACCAGUGCCCCCGGUGCCCUCGAGGGUUUCUUCACGUUGAGAACUAUCUGUGCCACCUUAAGAUGCAUGAACUGUUCUUAUGCUUACAGUGCGGGAAAACAUUAACACAAAAGAAAAGUCUCAACAGGCACAUUCGAGGGCACACGGGCAUACGGCCCUUUCAGUGUUCUGUGUGCCUGAAGACAUUUACUGCGAAAAGCACACUGCAGGACCACUUGAAUAUACACAGUGGGGAUUGGCCAUACAAAUGCCACUGUUGUGACAUGGAUUUCAAGCACAAAUCUGCCCUCAAAAAGCAUUUAACCUCUCUCCAUGGCAGAAGCAGUGGUGAAAAACUAGCCAGGCAUGAUCUGGAAAGGCAAAACCUACUGUAA
Molecule: messenger RNA, 807 nt
Organism: Capra hircus (goat)
Lineage: Eukaryota; Metazoa; Chordata; Mammalia; Artiodactyla; Bovidae
Product: zinc finger and BTB domain-containing protein 6-like
Exons: 3
Coding region: 1-807 (268 amino acids)
Cellular component (GO): nucleus
Source: RefSeq, a predicted model, not a curated record